Molecule: messenger RNA, 3317 nt
Organism: Enhydra lutris kenyoni (northern sea otter)
Lineage: Eukaryota; Metazoa; Chordata; Mammalia; Carnivora; Mustelidae
Product: LRR binding FLII interacting protein 2
Exons: 28
Coding region: 315-2477 (720 amino acids)
Biological process (GO): regulation of DNA-templated transcription
Source: RefSeq, a predicted model, not a curated record
UUCCCGCUGUCUCUGUCUUAGCCGCCGCGCCACGGGGCCACCGGCGUGACGGACCCACCGGCGUGACGGACCCACCGGCCGCGGGCUCCGGGAGCCGCCGCGUUUAGCCCGGCCCACCUGGCCGAGAGCCUGGGACCCAAUUCGCCGUCCGCGCCCCUCGCCCUCCGCUCCUCGCUUUUUGCCCGGCCGGCUCCCGGCGGCCGACCCGCGUCCCGGCCCUUCCCGGGCGGCGUCGUAGCCACAGCCCGCGCCCAGGACAGGGCCGAACACGGUGAAAUCACAUUUCACAGUUAAAACACUAUUAAGAAGACAAUAUGGGGACUCCUGGUUCUGGAAGGAAAAGGACGCCUGUAAAAGACCGAUUUUCUGCAGAAGAUGAAGCUUUGAGUAACAUUGCCAGAGAGGCAGAGGCGAGACUGGCAGCAAAACGGGCUGCCCGGGCAGAAGCGAGAGAUAUACGCAUGAGAGAACUGGAGCGACAACAAAAAGAGCACUCUCAUUAUUCCUUUGAUCGGAAAUGGGGACAGAUUCACAAGUGGCUGGAAGAUUCAGAAAGGGCCAGGUAUUCCCACCGGUCUAGUCAUCAUCGACCUUAUCUGGGAGUUGAGGAUGCAUUGUCCAUUCGAAGUCUUGGCAGUCACAGGUAUGAUGCUCUCAAGGAUAGAUCGUCAAGACUUUCAUCAUUAAAUCAUUCUUACAGUCACUCUUAUGGAAUGAAGAAGAGGUCUUCUGGUUCUCAUAAAGACCCACUGAGCGGCCUCUACUUUGACCAGAGAAGCUAUAGCAGUCUUAGGCAUAGCAAACCCACCUCUGCCUACUACACUCGGUCUUCCUCCCUGUGUAGUGACCCUCUGGCAACAUCAAAGAGUACCAGGGCCUCCUCUACUGCAAAUUCUGGUCUGCUGAGAAGUACCAGUCUGGUGUCAUUGUAUGAUGGUGGAUUAUAUAACCCUUAUGGGUCUCGAACUCCAUCUGAAUACAGUUAUUACUCAUCAAGAGCAAGUUCGGCCCGAAGCAGUCCCGUGUUUCCCGAUGAUGACACUGCAAGCAUUGCAGCUUCUGGUCGCGCCAGCUGUGGGCGAAGGGACAGUGUGGUUUCUACCGCCGAUUAUUUUAGUCGCUCCAAUCUCAGGGGGAGUGUAGUCUCUGAGGUGGAUGACGUCCGUAUCCCCGAUUUGACCAGCUUGGAUGAAAAAUCUGACAAACAGUAUGCUGAAAAUUACACAAGGCCUUCAUCUCGGAAUUCUGCCUCAGCAACAACCCCUCUAAGUGGAAACUCAUCCAGACGAGGGAGUGGAGACACCAGCAGCUUAGUAGAUCCAGACACCUCAUUAAGUGAAUUGCGGGAUAUCUAUGACCUUAAGGACCAGAUACAGGAUGUAGAAGGGAGAUACAUGCAAGGGCUUAAAGAACUAAAGGAGUCUUUGUCUGAAGUGGAAGAAAAAUACAAGAAAGCCAUGGUUUCCAACGCACAGUUAGACAAUGAGAAGAACAAUUUGAUCUACCAGGUAGACACCCUCAAAGAUGUUAUUGAAGAACAGGAGGAACAGAUGGCAGAAUUUUAUAGAGAAAAUGAAGAAAAAUCAAAGGAGUUAGAAAGGCAGAAACAUAUGUGUAGUGUGCUGCAGCAUAAGAUGGAUGAACUUAAAGAAGGCCUUCGACAGAGAGAUGAGCUCAUUGAGGAGAAUCAACGAAUGCAGCAGAAAAUAGACACCGUGACAAAAGAGGUGUUUGACCUCCAGGAGACACUCCUUUGGAAAGAUAAAAAUAUUAGGGCCCUAGAGAAACAGAAAGAAUACAUUGCCUGCCUUAGGAAUGAGCGCGAUACGCUCAGAGAGGAGCUGGCUGACCUGAAGGAGACAGUGAAGACAGGAGAGAAACGUGGCUUAGUUAUAAUCCCUGAUGGCACUCCCAAUGGGGAUGUCAAUCAUGAACCAGUGGUGGGAGCCAUCACCGUGGUGUCUCAGGAGGCUGCUCAGGUCUUGGAGUCUGCAGGAGAGGGUCCACUAGAUAUCAGGCUACGAAAACUUGCUGGAGAAAAGGAAGAGCUACUAUCACAGAUCCGAAGGCUGAAGCUGCAGCUGGAGGAGGAGCGGCAGAAGUGCUCUCGGAGUGAGGGCUCGGCAGCAGACAUGGUGGGGCUGCACAAUGGUUCUGACCUGCAGUUCAUCGAGAUGCAGAGAGAUGCCAAUAGACAAAUUAGUGAAUAUAAAUUUAAGCUUUCAAAGGCAGAACAGGAUAUAACCACAUUGGAGCAGAGUAUCAGCCGGCUCGAGGGCCAGGUGCUGAGGUAUAAGACCGCCGCGGAGAAUGCCGAGAAGGUGGAGGAUGAACUGAAGGCGGAAAAGAGGAAGCUACAGCGAGAGUUACGAACAGCACUGGACAAGAUUGAGGAGAUGGAGAUGACCAACAGCCACCUGGCCAAGCGGCUGGAGAAGAUGAAGGCCAACAGGACAGCACUUCUGGCCCAGCAGUAGGAGGCCACCCUCCGGCCCGGGUGCUGCUCCUGGGGCCCCUCCCAGAGGGACUGACUUUUUGUCCAUUGACACAGACCCCCUUCAGUACUGUUUGAGUUUUGUCAUUAAAAUAGCCACCUUUGUAUUUUAUAAUUUAUGAGAGAAUGAAACAGGUUUGAAUCUUCAUGAAUGAACACUUUUUGGAUUUCGUUCAUAGUUUGAUUCUAGACUAAGAACUGGUCCAUGCUGUUUUUAUUUUUUAUUUCCAUAAUUUUAGAAUCAAGUUUACUCACCACUUUUCCCCAACUGCCUCAGUGACUGGGCACUCGAAGGCCUUGGCACGGGUUCCGGAGGACAGUGACUCUGUGAGUGCCCAAUGAGAUAACUCAGCUGGAGACCUCGGAAAACACAAGUGCCUUCUCCACGGUGCAAUUCAGACUGCAGUCAUCUCCAGCGGUCAAAAGACACUUACCCUUGAUUUCAGAUAGCAUUUAUAUUUUAGUGAAGAACCGAGUUCACAGGUGGGGAAUAUAUGUUUCACUCAAAUUUCUAUGUUUGGAGGAAAAAGACUUUUUUUGUAAAAUAUUUAAAUUUAUAUAAGAAAUGUUAGAAAAGAUAUGGGGAGUGUAUAUAAAACUUGCUUUAUUGCAUGUGGUCGGGCAAGUCCAAAGCCUAACACUCUUAAAGUAAGAGCAGGGCCCUUCAUCUUCAACAUCAGCUGUGCUGUAUCUCAUGUAAAGUAUCUCAUCUGCUGCUGCUUUGUGGAAUGGAACCUCAGACAAGUCCGGCGGGGUGGGGGGAGCAGGCAGGCGGGAGGUCGGCCUGAAGACUCUAUUAAAACGCACCCUCUUGCUGACCACA